CGGGAAGCCCAUGUGGGUAAUGAAGGGUUCACCUUCAUUCGUAUGCUCACUUCGGGUGUCUUUGACAAGGCACACUACCCACCCCUGUAUGACAAAAAACUGAACAGUGGUGUCCUGGAUGAACCUCUUGCCGAGCUCCUUGCGUAUCUCUUUUCUACACACCAGACGUGUGGUGUGCCGCUGGAGAUGCACCGUUCUGCUCUUCUUGACCCUGCCGUAAGUACUCUGUGGGAGGGUAAAACAGGUCCAACACAACACCGAGCCGUGCUCUCUCCCAUUGACGUGUGUUCUCCCACUAUACAUGCUUUUGAUAACACGGACUUUUUUGCGUUGCUCUCUGCCUUCUACAAUUAUUUGGCAUCUCAUCUGGCACCUCAAACCGGCGCCGCCCUUCGUCUUCCUUGCAUGAAAAGCACCAAUAAAAAGUGCCGCAUUUUUGGAGGUGGGUCGACGGAGUUCCUACUCAAGCAGAAACUUCAGGAAUCGUCCGUCCCAUACAAGGCCCGAUCCCCAUUUGUGGCCAUAAGUGGUUGUGGUGAUCUGUUCACCUCCGUCGAUGACGUCACGUUUACUCUUCGUGACGGCCUUUAUUGCGAUCGGACUUUGCUUCCCAUCCUCGACGUGGCGGACGGUUGGCGGCACGACGGGGCACAAAUUCUCAUCAAUGCCUGCCUUUUGGACUUUCUUCGUGCAAAGGCGCAGAUUGACACCACACGCAAAAACUAUCGCUUCACUCUGCUGGAGGAACUCAACGGCCUCUCUCAGUCUCUUUCCUACGCCGUGCUGAACCGGGCCGAGAAGAUUCUGUCCAACCUGGCCGGUUUGGUGCGACCAACCAAAUUGCCCCGCGCGAAGGUGUUGACGGCCAUCAUGCCGGAUGAGUCCGAAGAGGGCAUUUUCAUGGCAGGGGCACCGCGUCUGCUGGAGGUUGCGGGACGUCUGAAUUCGCUCCAGCCACAAAUCCAGAAACGGCUUGCGGAGGAGUUGCUCACAGCCAAGUGGGCAAAGAGGAUAAGCGAGAUGAACGCGCAGCGCAAAGAUUAG
Molecule: messenger RNA, 1044 nt
Organism: Trypanosoma cruzi
Lineage: Eukaryota; Euglenozoa; Kinetoplastea; Trypanosomatida; Trypanosomatidae
Exons: 1
Cellular component (GO): cytoplasm
Source: RefSeq, a predicted model, not a curated record